GCGAGAAAAGAAGGAGGCUGACUGGCGCGAGAUCAGCGGCACUGUCAUUAUAUUUCUAUGGAGACACUCCGAUGACUCUCAGAGGUGAGUGAAUGAAAAGGUGACGGUGGUGCUCUUGGACUCGUUACGCACGCGAAGCCCUGGGUUCCUUGUUUUUGUGUCAAGACAGCGGAAACAGUCUGGUAUAAUUUCUCCAAAGUAGCUCACUAUCGUUCUUCUGAAUCUAAUUUGGCAAAGAAGUAACCUCCGGAAAGUGAACAUGCCUCUGGCACAACUAGUUGACCCUUGGCGAAAGAUGGCAAUCGGGAGUGCGGCGAGCGAGACGGAACCACAUCACCUCUUGGAGUACUCCAUGGGAGAAGAUGAAAAUGUAUCAUGUCAAGAAGAAGUGUCUGUUAAAGAGAUCAGCAUCACACACCUUGUUAAAGAGGGCUCAGAAAAGGCUGACCCAGAGCAGUUCGAGCUCCGCAAGGUGCUCGGACAGGGCUCCUUCGGAAAGGUAUUUUUGGUGAAGAAAACAACAGGCCCCGAUGCAGGACAGCUGUAUGCAAUGAAAGUGCUGAAGAAAGCCACCCUGAAAGUACGAGAUCGGGUCAGGACUAAGAUGGAGCGGGACAUCUUGGUGGAGGUUAAUCAUCCCUUUAUUGUUAAGCUACACUAUGCAUUCCAGACUGAAGGAAAGCUUUAUCUUAUUCUCGACUUUUUAAGAGGCGGGGAUCUUUUUACUCGACUGUCAAAAGAGGUGAUGUUCACAGAGCAGGAUGUGAAGUUUUAUCUGGCUGAACUGGCUUUGGCUCUGGACCAUCUGCAUGGACUGGGCAUCAUCUACAGAGACCUCAAACCAGAGAACAUUCUCCUAGAUGACGAUGGCCACAUAAAGCUGACAGAUUUUGGCCUCAGUAAAGAGUCAAUUGAUCAUGAAAACAAAGCAUACUCUUUCUGCGGGACAGUAGAGUAUAUGGCACCAGAGGUGGUGAACCGAAGAGGACACACUUAUAGUGCUGACUGGUGGUCUUAUGGUGUACUCAUGUUUGAAAUGCUAACCGGAACGCUGCCCUUCCAAGGCAAGGACCGCAAGGAAACCAUGACCAUGAUUCUAAAGGCCAAGCUCGGAAUGCCUCAAUUUCUGAGCUCAGAGGCUCAGAGUCUCCUCAGAAGCCUUUUCAAACGAAACCCUUCUAAUAGAUUAGGUGCUGGUCCAGAUGGAGUCGAAGAGAUAAAGAGACACACGUUUUAUGCUAACAUUGACUGGAAUAAAUUAUUUAGAAGAGAGAUGUACCCGCCCUUCAAACCAGCCUCUAGUAGACCAGACGACACAUUCUACUUUGACCCAGAAUUCACAGCAAAAACUCCCAAAGACUCACCAGGUGUACCCCCUAGUGCCAACGCCAAUCAACUCUUCAGAGGUUUUAGUUUUGUGGCCAUUACCUCAGAAGAGGAGUCUCAACCCAUCCAGGGCAACAGUAUGAGCUCUAUAGUUCAGCAGCUCCACAGAAAUGUGUCUCAGUUCAAUGACGCAUACGAGGUGAAGGAGGAUAUCGGAGUUGGCUCGUAUUCCAUCUGCAAACGCUGCAUACAGAAAAGCACAUGCAUGGAAUAUGCAGUAAAGGUAAUCAAUAAAGCUAAAAGGGAUCCAACAGAGGAGGUGGAAAUUCUGUUACGCUAUGGACAACAUCCAAAUAUAAUCACCCUGAAAGACGUAUAUGAUGAUGGGCGCUCAGUGUAUUUGGUGACAGAGCUGCUGAAGGGUGGAGAGCUGCUGGAUAAGAUCCUCAGACAGAAGUUCUUUUCAGAAAGGGAGGCCAGUGCUGUGUUGUACACCAUCUCAAAGACUGUGGAGUACCUGCAUGCUCAAGGGGUGGUUCACAGGGAUCUGAAGCCCAGUAACAUCCUUUAUGUUGAUGAAUCUGGGAAUCCUGAGUCCAUCCGGAUUUGUGACUUUGGCUUCGCCAAGCAGUUGAGAGCAGAAAAUGGUCUGCUGAUGACACCCUGUUAUACUGUUAACUUUGUGGCUCCAGAGGUGCUGAAGAAACAGGGUUAUGAUGCUGCAUGUGACAUCUGGAGUCUAGGUGUCCUUCUGUACACAAUGUUAACUGGAUUUACUCCAUUUGCUAAUGGCCCAGAGGACACGCCUGAAGAGAUUCUGGCUCGAAUCGGCAGUGGGAAGUUUUCUCUCACAGGUGGAUACUGGAAUUCGGUUUCAGCUGAGGCCAAGGACUUGGUUUCAAAGAUGUUGCAUGUAGACCCCCAUCAGAGACUAACGGCUGCACAAGUGUUAAGACAUCCCUGGAUCAUUCACAAAGACCAGCUCCCCAAAUACCAGCUGAACAGACAUGAUGCCCCCCAUCUGGUUAAGGUUUGGUCCUUUCCACACACUCUAUUCCCCUUAAUAAUUUGCCAUGCCCCUGAAAUGGCAUUGUUGUUGUUUUCUUUUUUCCAGCAAGGUUUACAACAUUCAAUAGCACAUACAGUACAUACCUAUAUACAUUCAUGCAUACAAAUAUAA
This is a messenger RNA of Xyrauchen texanus (razorback sucker), 2506 nucleotides long. It is a transcript of the gene rps6ka3b, whose product is annotated as ribosomal protein S6 kinase, polypeptide 3b. Gene Ontology annotation, biological process: intracellular signal transduction; protein phosphorylation. Gene Ontology annotation, molecular function: ATP binding; ribosomal protein S6 kinase activity; magnesium ion binding. The record is from RefSeq and is a predicted model, not a curated record. Bases 260 to 2506 code for a protein of 748 amino acids. Lineage: Eukaryota; Metazoa; Chordata; Actinopteri; Cypriniformes; Catostomidae. The transcript has 21 exons.